This is a messenger RNA of Strongyloides ratti, 1602 nucleotides long. RefSeq names its product Major facilitator superfamily and Major facilitator superfamily domain, general substrate transporter-containing protein. Gene Ontology annotation, cellular component: lysosomal membrane. NCBI's taxonomy places the organism in Eukaryota, Metazoa, Nematoda, Chromadorea, Rhabditida, Strongyloididae. The transcript is spliced from 3 exons. The coding region runs from base 1 to 1602 and encodes 533 amino acids. Gene Ontology annotation, molecular function: transmembrane transporter activity. Gene Ontology annotation, biological process: transmembrane transport. The record is from RefSeq and is a predicted model, not a curated record.
AUGUCAGGAAGCAGGAGACCUGACCAUUUGAAAUUUGAUGAUGAUGAUGAUAAUAUAUCCGUUUAUAAUAGAUCACAAAAUUUAUCAAAUGGUUUAGAUACUAUAACUACAUUUGGUAAAACAAAUUGGAAAAAUAUUAUUAUUAUUGCUUUUAUUGCUUUUACAUCUAUUGUACCUGAAUCAACUAUAACACCUAUAGAAUGGGCAUAUUUACAGAUAUCGGAUUCUAAAGUUGAUGAAGCUUUUUAUGGAUAUUUAACAUCGGCAAAUGCCUUAGGUCAAGUUAUUAGUUCUACAACAUCAGGAUUUAUAUCAAAUCAUAUUCAACAAGUAAAAGCACCUAUGAUAUUUGGUUAUUUUAUAAUAUUUAUUUCAUGUGGAAUAUAUUUAUCAUUAGAAUUUAUAUCAGAUAAUCGUAGAUUUGUUUUUUUACUUUUUGAAUUUACAAUAGGAAUAGCUACUGGUUGUAUAAGAAUGUAUCGUGUUCACAUAGCUAUGGCAGCAAAUGAUAAAGAUAAACCAAAAGCUUUUGCUAUUGUAUCAAUAGCCACAGUAGUAGCAUUAAUAAUUGGACCACUUAUUCAAUAUAUUAUUGCUUUUGUAUUUAAAUAUCCAGGUGUUUCAGUAAUUGGAAAUCUUCAUCUAAAUAUUUUUACAGUACCAGGAUAUUUAAUAUUAUUUUUUUCAAUUAUUGCUAUUCUAAUAUUAACUUUAUUUUUUAGUUCAAAAGAUACAAUGAAAAAUAGUGAAGCAAUAAUUAUAAAUAAAAAAAUUAAUGAAAUUCAGAUGGAAGAUUUAGAUGAUAUAUCUAUUGGUAAUGGACAUUCAUUAUAUGAUACAUUAAGAAAAAAAAAAGAAAUUGCUAAAAAACAAAUAAGACUUGAUUAUUUAGCUAUAAUGACAUGCUUUAUAAUAAAACUUGCAGUUACCACAACAGCAAUAUUAUUGCGAACGACUAUGAUUCCAUAUAUUCAAACUGUCUUUGCAUUUAAUGCUAAACAGCUAGUUAAAUAUACAACUUUUAUACAAAUUUCAAUUGCAAUACUAUCAUUAAUAUGUUAUUUAAGUUAUAUAUUCUUUAAAAUUAAUGAAAAAUUAAAAGAAAAAGUUGUAAUUAUUAUUGGAUUAAGUUUAUAUAUAUUAUUUUAUUUGGUAACAUAUCCAUGGAAUUUUUAUUCAUAUACAAUUCGUGAUAAUUUAGAUAAAAAUAUGGAAAUUGAUUCACGAAUCAAUUUUAAUGCUACUGAUAUAUGUAGGUAUUCAUGGUGUUCGACGACUCUCUCAAUCAAUGGAUGGGUUAUUUUCCCAGCAAUUAUUAUAGUUAUUGGAAUUGCCUCACCUUUAAUAUUAAUAAAUCUUGAAGUAUUAUAUUCUAAACUUUUAAAAACUGUAAAACAAGGAACUAUGCAGGGACUUUUUAUGUCUCUUGGAGAUCUUUUAUCCAUCUUUUGUCCAAUAUUUUAUAAUAAUUUAUAUGAAAUGUCUGGACCAAAAACUAUUUGGAUAAUCCAAUUAUUUAUUAAUAUUUUUACUCUUUUGAUUAUAUUACUACUUUAUAAUCGACUAUCUCCAAUAGUUUCAAUAAUAACAACAAAAAAAUAA